Zootermopsis nevadensis is the source of this 1197-nucleotide messenger RNA. RefSeq names its product dehydrogenase/reductase SDR family member 11. The record is from RefSeq and is a predicted model, not a curated record. Gene Ontology annotation, molecular function: oxidoreductase activity. NCBI's taxonomy places the organism in Eukaryota, Metazoa, Arthropoda, Insecta, Blattodea, Termopsidae.
CGGGACAGCGAUAAUUUAUGUCCUUUCGUUACGUACUGGACAUUUGCUGUCUGCAUACCAAUUGAUCCGCUGAAAGUUUGCGUUCAGAUAAGUUUCUUGGUUCGUGAGUCAGAGGGUAAUCAAGGUUACGAUCAACGCGGAAGCUUUGUGACCCGAAGACAUCCUUGGAGUCCGUUCACUUUCAUUUCUGAUGCAAGUAACAGUUUCAACGCUCUGUUCUUACUGGCAGUUGGCUCAAGACUUGUGAAGAGGUGACAGGAGGACUAAUUUGUUAGGGACCCUCUGAUCAAGUUUAGACGUGUUUCUGAUCGAACUGAUUCAGACAGGAUGGAGCGCUGGACCGACAAGGUCGCCGUGGUGACUGGCUCCAGUUCUGGAAUCGGAGCUGCCGUGUCACUGGAGCUGGUCAAACAUGGCAUGCAAGUUGCCGGACUUGCCAGGCGCAUCAGCAAGGUUCAGGAAUUGGCUGAUAGCUUAACUGGAGGUCCAGGGAAGCUGCUACCAAUCAGAUGUGACAUCUCUAAGGAAGAUGACAUUCUUUGCGCCUUUGCGGAAGUGAAGAAGAAACUGGGAGGAGUUGAUGUUCUCGUGAACAACGCGGGAGUGAUGUACGAGUCUCUGCUUUCAGAGGGCAGCAGUGACGAGUGGAGGAACAUGUUUGACGUGAACGUUCUGGGUUUGUCUGUCUGCACACGAGAGGCACUGAAAAUCAUGAGGGAACGGGACCUGAGCAGCGGACACAUUGUCCAUAUCAACAGCAUCGCGGGGCACUACGAUGUGUCAAUGCCAGGCUUCCACAUGUACUCCGCGACAAAGCACGCUGUCACGGCUUUGACCGAGGGGCUGAGAAGGGAGCUGGUGUCUCAGAACUCAAGGAUCCGCGUGACGAGCGUCAGUCCAGGAUUAGUAGACACGGAGAUGUUGCGAGCUGGGGCUAGGAAGUCGCUGAACACCGACGAGCUGUAUGCCCGAGUACCGAGUUUGAAACCCAGAGACGUCGCAGAUGCCGUCGUGUAUGUGCUGGCCGCUCCGCCCCAUGUGCAGAUUCACGAGCUGACAGUAAAGCCUGUCGGCGAAAUAAAUCUGUGAGGUCUGCUACAGCAGAGGAUUCUGUCAGAAGAAGUCGAAUAAUAAUAAUUGGUUUGUUUGUAUUUGCUGUCCAAUACAACGCACUUUCUGUUGUCUUUUGUUUCCACG